AUGUGGUCCCCGCCUCGCUGGGUCUGGGUAUUGACCUUUUAUUGCCUUGUGACAAUCUCGCGCUCAGCUUCCAUUGUCCAGUCUACCAGAGCAUAUUCGUCUACAAGCUCGAAAGCUGCGUCAACUUCAUCAAAGGCUCAAGUCAAGACGUGGAAUGUAACUCCCCAGCUUCCUCGGAACGCCUCGAAGCCUUUGCCAGCACUUUUCCAGCCUUACUCACCUGAGACUCCAGUUUUCAAGGACCAGAAUCUGUUCAGAGAGCUUUCUAAGCAGAAAAGCCAGAACCAAACGAGUAAAAGAUCUCUCUUUGAGCGCAGCGCUCUAGAAAAGCGAGCCAGUCUUCCGACUGGAUCCUGUGCUCCUAGCUCUCCCUGCGACAAUGGUGCCUGUUGCAGUAACACAGGCGUCUGCUCUUAUACACCAUCAAGCUGUGCUCCAGAUGUUUGCAUAUCCAACUGCAAUGCAACUGCUCCAUGUGGACAGUAUGCAGCUGCGGGCGAGGGAAACUGUCCUCUGAAUGUCUGCUGCUCACAAUAUGGAUUCUGCGGUAUGACCUCGGAAUUCUGCGAAGCCGGCUGCCAGAGUGGCUAUAGAUCUUGUGGAGCGGUUAAUAGACCUUCAUGUGCAGGAAGCUCUGCUGACAGCGGUCGACGCAUUGGCUACUAUGAAAGCUGGGCUGACGAUUCGAGUACUCGAUUAUGCGAUAAGAGAUCACCAGAUGAUAUUGCGUUGGUCGGCUUGACGCAUCUCAAUUUCGCAUUUGCUUUCUUUAAUCCCUCGACUUUUAAAAUCUCUCCAAUGACCUCUGCUGCUGCGGAUCUAUAUAAGAGCUUUACAAGUCUCAAGAAGAAGAGCCCGAAUCUUGAGACGUGGAUUGCACUCGGAGGGUGGUCAUUUAAUGAUGAUGGCAACAUCCCGAACACUCGCACUGCUUUCAGCGAUAUGGUCAGCAGUGCGUCAAAUCGCCGCAAAUUUAUUUCUGAUUUGCAAAAUUUCAUGCAGUCAUACGGCUUUGAUGUUGUUGAUAUUGACUGGGAAUAUCCUGCAGCAACUGACCGUGGAGGCAAAGCAACCGACACGGGAAACUUUGCUGAACUUUUGGCUGAGAUGAGAUCAUCUUGGGGUACUUCUUACGGAAUAAGUGUGACAUUGCCAUCUUCAUAUUGGUAUUUACAAGGCUUCGACCUCGUUACCAUGUUAAUCUACGUGGACUGGUUUAAUCUCAUGAGUUACGAUAUUCAUGGGGGUUGGGAUGCUACAAACCAAUACACUGGUCCAUAUAUCCGUCCGCAUACCAAUCUCACCGAGAUUGAAACAGGACUUGAUUUGCUUUGGAUGGCUGGCGUCAAGCCAAGCAAAGUCACACUGGGUUUGGGUUGGUAUGGUCGGUCUUUCACUCUUCAGGAUUCAUCUUGUACCUAUCCCAAUGGAGUUUGUCGAUUUACCCGGGGCGGUAAUCCUGGCUCUUGUACAAAUUCAGCUGGAACUCUUUCCAUUGCGGAAAUCAAAGCUAUUCAAGCAUCAGGAGUUGCAACCGAAAAAUAUGAUGCUACGGCGGCUGUAAAAUGGAUCACCUGGGACAAUGACCAAUGGAUAAGUUUUGACGAUGGUGUUACCAUGCAACAAAAAAUUCAAGCAGCAAACAAGUUGUGUCUCGGUGGUGUCAUGAUCUGGUCAAUUGACAUGGAUAAUACCAAGGGGGAUGCAAUGAAUGAUCUGCUGGGUAUUGGCCAAGCUAAUGGUGUGACUGAAGCCGAAGCAACCGAAUACAAGAACCAGUUGGGAAAUGCUACUUUGCAAAACUCCAUUGCCGCUUCUUGCUACUGGACGCUUUGUGGGGGCACCUGUAACAGCACCUACUUUGAUGUGACUGAAGCCCGAGGUCAGAUUGCCCACGUCCAGCAAAACUCAGUGUGUCGGUCUGGCGAAUAUCAAACUCUAUGCUGUGCGCCACAGACAACAAUGGGCACAUGCAGUUGGGAGGGAUUCCGUGGCGUAGGAUUGCCAUGUUCUCCUGUAUGCUCGGAUCCUGAUGCUACCAUCGUUGCUCAGAACAGUAAUUCGUAUGGAGUGAACGAGGAUGGCCUUACAUCAGACCUCACCUGCACGGGUGGUUUCCAAGCUUACUGUUGCACUGGUUUCAUUCCUUCAUCAAAAACAAACACCGGAAAUAUGCUUUUGUAUGGUCAAGGUGUUUUCAGCAAACGCAGCAUACCAGAGGGAUUAGAUCAUGCUCUUCAAGUUCUUCAUCCCCGUGGUACCACUGAAGAGGUUGUUAUCACAGCCGCCAUCUGUGCCACCACCAUUUUGGCUUUUAUUGCGGCAGCUCCCUUCACAUUUGGUCUCUCCCUACUUGGUGUCCCACCUCAGAUUGCUUUGUGUGCCGCUGCCGGGAUUGUGGAUGAGAUUUGCGAUAAUCAGCGAUGGGCUAUUACAAAGAAGCUUAAUGGACAGACAGUCUUCAAUCCAGGUGCAGGCCGACCAUAUUCGCGGAUGUAUCGAUGGUGGGCUGCAAACCAACGUUCUCAGCAGUAUCGUACGCUCGUCCAGAAUGGUCGUAUGCAGCCAAGUGAUGAACAUGCCAAGUGUCAGCUUGAUGAAUUCCCCCUGGGCGAUCUCAUGGAAUCUGGAAAUGACAAUCCCCAGGCAUGUCGAUUGGUCAAUAGCCUUGCCAAUGAACGGCAAGGAAGUAACUUCGGGUUUUGGAAACGGGCACAGUGGAUUCCUUGCUGGAAAUAUCGCUCUGAAACAUGCGGCAAACCUGCUCCUCCUCCAGCAACGUGGGAAUUUGGUUCUUUGAAUGGAGACCGUGGAGUUGGUGCCGGUUCUCGCUUUGUAACUGCAUAUGGAUUCGACUCACAGACUGCAAACUCACUGUGCUUCGCAUCGUACACUUAUACCGACGGCAAUGGCAACAUCCACAACACAAUGGUCCCAGACCAUGGGUUCCGUGUGCUGGAUGAUGAUCCGCUGUAUGAUUACCCAUACAACUGGAAUCGCCAGGAUUGGAGUGUUGACCCUGGUCCUGCCGUUAAUGCUGCUGGUCGCCCGACUUCAAUGAAUAGCGCUGGCUUCAUGCGUCGAGACUUCCCAAUGACGUCCUUCAUGAACCAAAGUACCCCAUUUGAAAGCGACAGUCAAGAUCUAUCAAAACUCACCUGCAAUGUUGCCCACGACCGCAGUAACGCUCUCCCCGAAAUGGGUAGCACACUUGAUUAUGAUGACUUAGAGUUCGAGGAUCUCCUCGGAAAUCCAAUCGACGGUCGUGCUUGCGAUAUUAUUUAUACUGAUGAGGAUGAAGAGGUGCAGCUUCUCGUCAAUCCAGAUGGCAAAGUCGAAUAUAUAUGGGAUGUCAAACGUUCUGAAGACACAUUUGAAAGUCCAGUGACCAGUGCCGAAGCUCAUAUUCCUACAGAAAACCCUGCUCGUCCAUCUGGAUCUUUAUCCUCAAGUGUUCCAGAGAGCACCUCUCUCAGCAAUGAAGCAGUGGGAAGUAGAGUCACCGCAUCGCCUUACUCUGAUGAUAUUAAAUAUAUUCUGAGACAUCAUCAUCACACCUGA
Molecule: messenger RNA, 3561 nt
Organism: Penicillium vulpinum
Lineage: Eukaryota; Fungi; Ascomycota; Eurotiomycetes; Eurotiales; Aspergillaceae
Product: class V chitinase
Exons: 4
Coding region: 1-3561 (1186 amino acids)
Biological process (GO): carbohydrate metabolic process
Molecular function (GO): chitin binding
Source: RefSeq, a predicted model, not a curated record